Talaromyces amestolkiae is the source of this 1365-nucleotide messenger RNA. RefSeq lists its product as uncharacterized. The transcript has a single exon. The record is from RefSeq and is a predicted model, not a curated record. Gene Ontology annotation, biological process: transmembrane transport. NCBI's taxonomy places the organism in Eukaryota, Fungi, Ascomycota, Eurotiomycetes, Eurotiales, Trichocomaceae. Gene Ontology annotation, cellular component: fungal-type vacuole membrane. The coding region runs from base 1 to 1365 and encodes 454 amino acids. Gene Ontology annotation, molecular function: transmembrane transporter activity.
AUGAUAGAUCCCGAGAAACAAAUCGUGCAGCCAUCCUCGUUCGCCUGCGACUCCUCAUCAGACUCCACCUCAGUCCUCUUCAAAACAUCACCUACACCAGCACCGUCUAGAAGCACAUUACCAGUCGCUUCCGAGAUCCCACCAUCCCAGAUCGCAGAGAUCCCGCCACCUCCAGAUGGCGGCACCCUAGCAUGGCUACACGUCUUCUUCGGGCACAUGGUCUUCUUUAACACAAUCGGCGUGACAAACAGCUAUGGCGUCUUUGAGCAGUACUAUACCGAGACAUUGGGCCAUUCACCCAGCACCGUAGGAUGGAUUGGUGGUAUCCAGAUGUUUUUAAUCUUCUUUGGAGGCGUAUUUUCGGGACGUGCCACUGACGCGGGUUACUUUCGACAUUGUUUCGUGGCAGGAGUUGUGCUGCAAGUGCUCGGGACUUGUCUGACCUCGUUGUGCGAACACAAAUUCUAUGGAAUCUUCUUGUGUCAGGCUGUCUGUUAUGGAUUGGGUGCUGGACUGCUCUUCACACCUGGUUUGUCAGUGACGAGUUCUUAUUUUUCGAAGAGGCGCACUCUUGCCAUGGGUAUCGUGGCCGCGGGUGGUGCUACAGGUGGCAUGGUAUAUCCUGCAGUCGUCAACGCGUUACUGUAUCACUCGAACGUCGGAUUUGCCUGGACAAUGCGUGCCAUUGCAUUGAUCAUGCUGAUCACACACAUUCCCUCCAUCAUCGGAUACAGACCCUACAUCCCACCCCGCUCCACCGGACCCCUCGUCGAAUGGAGCGCAUUUCGUGAGAAGCCAUUCGUCACAUUCAUCGCCGCAAACUCGCUAUGUUUCUGGGGUCUAUAUAUGGCAUUUUUCUAUCUCGGGACUUUUGCGCGCGGCACAAUUCAUCUUUCGGACUCACUGAAUCUGGUCAUUGUGCUCAACGGAGUGGGUGUCAUUGGUCGUAUGGUGCCCAAUAUUCUUGCUCAUCGGUUCGUGGGUGUCGCAAACAUGAAUAUCAUCUGCAAUACCGUCUGUGCGAUUUGCAUAUUCUGCUGGAUGGCUAUCGAUAGCGCUGCGGGGCUGUAUGCGUGGAGUGCUGUUUACGGAUUGUUUGCGGGUGCCGCGCAGGCGCUUUUCCCGACGAUGACGACUCACCUGACUACGGAUAUGAGUAAAAUAGGUACGAGGACGGGCAUGGUGUUUACAAUUAUUAGUUUCUUCUGUUUGACGUCGCCGGCGAUUGAAGGUGCGCUCAUACAGGAUCAAGGGGGGAACUACAUGGCUGCACAGUUGUUUGCGGGGAGUACUGUUGUUGUAGGCGCUCUUUGCUUAGUCUUGAAUCGGUGGUUCAGAGUCGGCUGGGAGAUGACUAAAAUCUAA